Messenger RNA from Cuscuta europaea, 3010 nucleotides. The record is from the annotation of a GenBank genome assembly. NCBI's taxonomy places the organism in Eukaryota, Viridiplantae, Streptophyta, Magnoliopsida, Solanales, Convolvulaceae.
UGCCUAUCCUCCUGAGCACAACGGGGCUUAAUUAUUUCCCCAGUUCCGCCGAUUCGCCAAUCGCCGAAGAACAAAAGAAGCCGAGAAGCCGAGUCGCCGAGAACGGAGAACGCUACCUCGCAAAGCCACCAGCCAAGCCUUGUUCCGCCGACCUCCGUCCACACCGUUCUUCCGCCGUCCACUUUCCACGCCGACACGCCGUGCUCGGUGCUUCUCUCUGGCUCUGCCUCCAAGCUCCAGCUAUGGCGCAGGAUAUAAUGAAUAACUGAAAGAUGAAGAAGCAGACAAGCAUUUACUCUCAUUUUAAGAGAAAAACUGUGGAUUCGAGUUGUAGUCCGAGUAAUCCAGUCGAUGCGGAAACUGCAAAUGUGGAAGUUACUAAUACUUCCAAAUAUUUGGGUUGUUCUAGUCUUUCAUUUGAUAUCAAGAAUCUAGAACGUGAUCCUGGAAAACGCCCUCAGAUAUGGGAAUAUCCUCUCAAUAAAAAAGACUCUGUAAAGGUCAUUGGAAAACUGAAUUAUUCCUAGGAUUGAUCAGUAUAGAAAGAAAUAAUGGCCACGGCGGUCACGGCGGCCACAAAAGUUGGAAUCUUGACGACCAAAGGGUUAGAAGAUAUGUUGAUGCUAGUAUUGAGAAACUGUAAGAACGUGGACACCAUGAAGAAGAUACAUUCCCAAAUGGUGAAAUUCUCGCUAACGCAUAGCAAUUUCUUGGUAACAAAAAUGAUAGACUUUUGUGAGAAAAAUGGGGAUAUCGACUAUGCUUGUUUGCUAUUCAAGCAAGUUCAAGAGCCAAACAUAUAUCUGUUCAAUUCUAUAAUCCGAGCCUACACGCAGAAUAAGAUGUAUGGAUCCUGCAUAGAUAUGUACACGCAGCUGCUGUUGAGGAGACAAGCCGCCGAGAGUGAAGAACCAGUUUCUCCAGAUUCAUACACAUACCCAUUUGUUAUCAGGUCGUGCGGAGGUCUUACCUGCGCAGAUAUCGGUAAGCAAUUGCAUGGACAUGUGUUUAAAUUCGGGCUGGACUCCAAUCACGUGAUACAAAACUCGUUGCUAGACAUGUACGUCAAGUGUUGUGGUGAAGACAGCAUAACAGAAGCGCAGAACUUGUUCGAUGAAAUGACUGUUAGAGAUGUAAUUUCUUGGAACAGUCUCAUUUCCGGGUACGUAAAGUCCGGUAAGGUUAAAAGGGCAAAUGUGUUGUUCGAAGAGAUGCCGGAGAAGAGCAUUGUUUCUUGGACAGCCAUGAUUUCAGGUUACACUAAGAUGGGAUGUUACAGAGAAGCAUUAAAUGUUUUCAGAAGGAUGCAGACGGUUGGCGGGCUGGAACCAGACUGGGUCUGUUUAGUUGCAGUCUUGUCGGGGUGUGCACACCUGGGGGCGCUCGAGGUAGGAGAAUGGGUUCACUUCUACGCAGCUAAAAAGGGAUUCUUACGGAAGACACGUGUGUGCAACACGUUGAUGGAAAUGUACGCGAAGUGCGGUCACGUGGACGGAGCUCUGGAAGUGUUUGAUCAGAUGCCAUCAUCCGAAAGGGAUGUGAUCUCAUGGAGCACUAUGAUUGUGGGUCUGGCAAAUCAUGGAAGGGCCCACGAUGCCAUCACACUGUUCAAACGGAUGGAUGUCUUGCCGAACGAGAUCACAUUCGUUGGGCUGUUAUCGGCCUGCGGGCACGCUGGGCUUGUGGACGACGGUUUGAGGUACUUUGACUCCAUGCGAGACGACUAUGACAUUACCCCAGAAAUCGAACAUUACGGAUGUCUCGUUGAUCUUCUUGCGAGAACGGGAAACCAGAAACGUGCCCUGGAUAUCAUAAACCGGAUGCCAAUGAAGGCGGACUCCGCAAUAUGGGGUUCGGUGUUGAGUUCCUGCAGAAGUGCUCGGGACGUUGAGACAGCAGUGGUCGCGGCGGAGCAUUUGGCGGAGCUCGAACCGGAUGAUACCGGAAACUAUGUGCUUCUGACGAAUGUGUAUGCAGAUUUGGGGAAGUGGGACUAUGUGUCAAUGAUGAGGAGAUUCAUGAGGAGGAGGAGGAUGAAGAAGACGCCAGGGUGCAGUCUGAUUGAGUUGAACGGUUUGGUCCAUGAAUUCCUUUCAGGUGAUGAUUCAAUGCCGUUUUCGAACGAUAUAUGUCAAGUUCUACACCAGCUUUUGACGUUGCACACAUCUGAUGAUGAGGAUGAAGUUUACGUUUUUCUUUAACACGGAGGAGGUACUAUGUGCUUUGUUUAUUACUCGUAAUUCUAUCGCCAAGUUAGCAGAGGUCCGUACUUACCCAAUGGAGAAAGAGGCUGGCUGGACAAUGCAUGUGCAUGGCAUACCAGAAAUGAGUUUUUUUCUUGGUGUAGCCUCGAGAUAUUUGGUGAUUUCAAGCAAGUGCUGCAUGUUUGAUACAAUGUGGAUUUCUGGGUGGCUUGAGAACCAAAUUCUGCCACGAAGAGUUUUAACUUGUAAGAGUAGGUAGAUGCAAGUUUAUAGGUGGUUGUAGAGAUUCACGAGAAUAGUAGGUAUAUAUUCAUAUUCGUACUUGCUUAGUCAAUUUUUACUUUUAACUUCCUGUUUUACUUCCCAAGUUUGCCCUACUUCUUUUUGUUCGCUUAUUUCUCUAAAGAAAUGUUUUGUCUCUCUGUCACAGUACAUUGCCCGGACAUGGAAUUACUCGCAAGAGAAGAAGAAAACAUACUAUUGAAUGAAAAGUUCCUCUGAAAAGUUUACAUAUAAUAUUAUAAUUGCAAGUGUUUGCCUUUUCAAAAGCUUCGCGAAGGGGUAUUUAUUUGUGGAUCUGUCUAUGAAGAAGAAAACUUGGUUUUAGGAGUGAUUUUUUUGUCUGGUGUUAUGAACCAUAACGGCAAAUAUUGCAUUUUGGAAAUAUUUUACUUGUGUGUAAUUUAUUGUUAUUAAGAAUAUUCCUUUAUUAUUAUGCUUGCUUAUACCAGUUGUCAACUACAUUCUUAUAUUCCCCUUGGAGUGAUCGUACCAAGUUACUUGUUACAUUUUGAGGAACUCUGUCG